AUGUCCGAACAGAAGCCCAACAAUGACAGCCUCCCGGUUCCUCAGAGCCCCGGGGCGAAGACGAGGUUGGAUGAUACGUUAGAAAACACAGAUGAAGCCUAUCACAACCUCUCAAUAGACGGCAAGGCGUCUUGGUCACACGACCACACUAAGGGAAUCUCGACACUGCCAGACCCGGAUUCACUCAGAAGAUUUUCGGCCAGCCCAUUUCAGAAUGGAAGGGUCUCACCAUUACCAGGAGCGAGCCACCCUCCGCCGACGAUACAGCCGCUCAAGCAGACGACGAAACUGGAGCAGUUUUGGCUGGUCAACAAGGGCGUCGUCUUGGUGGCCCUAUCACAACUUUUCGGCGCCCUCAUGAACCUGACGGCACGACUCCUCGAGCUUGAAGGCGAGGGCAUGCACCCGCUCCAAGUCCUCUUCGCCAGGCAAAGCGUUACUAUGAUCUGCUGUUGUGCCUACAUGUACUACAUGAAGACCCCUGACUUCCCCUUCGGCAAGAGGGAUAUCAGGUGGCUCCUCGUCGUGAGAGGCGUGACGGGCUUCUUCGGCAUCUUUGGCAUGUGGUACUCGAUGAUGUACCUCCCACUUGCUGAGGCAACUGUCAUUACCUUCCUGGCCCCAAGUGUCGCCGGCUACAUCUGCUACCUCGCCUUCCGUGAGCCCUUCACCCGCAACGAGCAGAUCGGUACGGUGAUCGCAUUCUUCGGUGUCGUCCUCAUCGCCCAUCCGACCUCGCUCUUCUCCGGCGACUCGACGUCCUCCGCUGCCGCCACCGUGCCGGAACAGCACGCCUCGAACAACGGCACCAUGACCUCGACGCUGCCUGGUCUGAACCACCAGACUACGACGGCGGAGCGGCUGACGGCCAUUGGGGUUGCAAUAGUCGGCGUUUUCGGCGCCGCAGGGGCGUUCACGUCGAUUCGGUGGAUCGGGAAGCGCGCGCACCCGCUGCUCUCCGUGAACUACUUUUCGACGUUGAGCACCAUCGUCUGCACCAUCGUGCUCACCGCCGCGCCGCUGCUCGACAUCGGGCAGCCCGCGCUGCAGUGGGGUCUGCCCCAAACGGGACGGCAGUGGCUCUUCAUGCUGCUGUUGGGGAUGUUCGGGUUCAUCAUGCAGUUCCUCAUGACGGCGGGGCUGGGGACGGAUCGCUCAAACAGGGCGAAUGCCAUGGUGUACACGCACAUGCUCUUCGCCGCGGGCUUCGACCGAUUCAUCUUCGGGAACGUGAUGGGAUGGAUGAGUCUUGCUGGCUGCGGGCUUAUCAUCGGGAGCGCGCUGUGGGUCGUCCUGACCAAGAGGACGCCCGCAACGAAGAGGGACGCCGUGGCGGAUGUGGAAGUCGCGAACGUCCGAGACACCGAAGCCGUUCCGAUGUUGGCGGACAUGGACGGUGGGAGGGACGAAGACUUUGAGCUUGAGAGAGUGAGAUGA
Messenger RNA from Colletotrichum spaethianum, 1437 nucleotides. RefSeq names its product putative transporter. The record is from RefSeq and is a predicted model, not a curated record. Bases 1 to 1437 code for a protein of 478 amino acids. NCBI's taxonomy places the organism in Eukaryota, Fungi, Ascomycota, Sordariomycetes, Glomerellales, Glomerellaceae. The transcript has a single exon. Gene Ontology annotation, cellular component: membrane.